AUGAAGAGCUUCAUCUUCGUCUGUUUGAUGAUCUUCAGCCGCCUGUAUCACGGAGGCUCUACAGUUCUGAGUUGCAAAGACAACACCAGCAACUCUCCCAUGUUGCUGUUGAAGCAGUAUCUACUCUGCAAUUACGACAUCGAUGUCAGGCCAAUCGACGAUCAUAGAAACGUUACUUCCGUUGUUUUUGGAAUGAACAUACAACACUUCUCUGUCAACGAGAUGGCGAGUACCUUAGACUUGCAUGUUUGGACGAAAAUGAUGUGGACCGAUCGUCUUCUCACAUGGACACCAUCGGAAUUUGGCGGUAUUGAUAUGAUUCGCAUAAUGAGCGAUGAACUUUGGGUACCGGAUAUUACGUUGCAGUCCGCGUCAAACAUGGGCGUCGAUAUCCAUAUGCCGAGAACACUGUGCUUCGUCUACACGACUAGAGUCCUUUGUGUACCAACGAUGGUGUACACGACGUAUUGUCAGUCGGAUCACACCUGGUGGCCUUACGAUACGUUGAAUUGUACGUUACAAUUUAGUUCCUGGGCAUAUCCCAACACUGACAUUCACAUACGUCCAGUGUCCAUCCGACAGUUAACGUCGGAAGUGAUGGAGAAAAAUCCUCAAUGGGACUUGGUAAAUAUUACCAUGAGCCAAGUUGUGGCGGACUCGAAAUUUGGUAUGGGUUUCAAUAGUAAAUUGAUAUCAUACCACAUCCUUUUGAAGAGAUACGCCUCUAUGAAUAGUGCAGCCUAUAUUACCGUGGCUAUAGUGCUCUCGACAAUGACGCUGACUGUUCUCUGGCUGGAGCCGAAAUCCCUCGAACGCAUAAUACUCGCAAAUAUGAAUUUCAUUCUCCAUUUGAUUUGCUUGCAAGAUAUGGAGUGGAAUCUUCCUUUUAACGGAGCUCGUCUCCCGAAAUUACUCACUUUUUAUGAGCAUUCUCUUAUGUUGGCCACGUUAUCGCUCAUUUUAACAAGUAUUUUACGUCAUUUGCAAGAGCUAACCGUCGAUGCACCAUUAUGGGUAUCGUCGGCUUCGAUUUCGAUCUUGAAAAGCAGAGUGGGACAAAUAUUCUUAAUGAGUAUUUUGGAUCCGAAAGUGUCGGCUGAAAUGGAGUUAAACGCGGACGACACUACCAAUCUCGUGUCCAUCCAGAAAAAAGAAUCAACUUGGAGGUACGCGACGAUUUUGAUCGGAUGGUUCGCGUUUUUCAGUGUUCUGUUUACGUAUAUAAUACUCUUAGUUGUUGCUCUUCCAACAAGUACGCGUACAAAUUAA
This is a messenger RNA of Dufourea novaeangliae, 1269 nucleotides long. It is a transcript of the gene nAChRb2, whose product is annotated as neuronal acetylcholine receptor subunit beta-3-like. The transcript has 7 exons. The record is from RefSeq and is a predicted model, not a curated record. Gene Ontology annotation, molecular function: neurotransmitter receptor activity; transmembrane signaling receptor activity; extracellular ligand-gated monoatomic ion channel activity. The coding region runs from base 1 to 1269 and encodes 422 amino acids. Lineage: Eukaryota; Metazoa; Arthropoda; Insecta; Hymenoptera; Halictidae. Gene Ontology annotation, cellular component: synapse; membrane; neuron projection. Gene Ontology annotation, biological process: chemical synaptic transmission; regulation of membrane potential; signal transduction.